Messenger RNA from Solanum verrucosum, 1093 nucleotides. RefSeq names its product acyl-CoA--sterol O-acyltransferase 1-like. Gene Ontology annotation, biological process: lipid metabolic process. NCBI's taxonomy places the organism in Eukaryota, Viridiplantae, Streptophyta, Magnoliopsida, Solanales, Solanaceae. The coding region runs from base 17 to 1081 and encodes 354 amino acids. The transcript has a single exon. The record is from RefSeq and is a predicted model, not a curated record.
AAGAAUAAAGAGAGAAAUGGAAGGGGAAAUUCACAAUUUCAUUGUUGUAUGGACUAUUGUCUUAGCAAGUUUAUGUUAUUCUCACACCAUAGUCAAAUUCAUUCCCCAAGGCAAAUCAAGAUUUGUGGCUAUAUUUCCAAUAGUUUGUCUAUUUUUCAUUCUUCCUCUUUAUCUCACCUCAAUUAAUCUUGGUGCUACUACUUUCUUCUUCAUUACAGGACUAGCCACUUUCAAACUCAUACUUUUUGCUUUUGGUAAAGGCCCUUUGUCAUCAACCCCACCUUUACCACUUUCAACAUUCAUUCCCUUGGCUUGUUUGCCUAUUAAGUUGAAAAAAUCAUCAAAAACUAAAGAUGUUGAAACCAUCAAAAAGGCUACAAAUUCAACUUUCAAUCUUGUUACCAAGGUUACACUUCUAGCCAUUUUAGUAAGGCUGUAUAAUUAUAAAGACAAUUUACAUCCAAAAUUCAUUCUCUUUUGUUAUUGUAUUAACAUUUACAUCAUGUUAGAGAUCAUAUUGAAUAUGGUUAGUGCCGCGGUUCGAGGGGUGAGUCGAGUCGACCUCGACCCACCCUUCAAUGAGCCGUAUCUAACUAGCUCGCUCCAGGAUUUCUGGGGCAGGAGGUGGAACCUAAUGGUAUCUAAUAUUCUCCGUUUGACUGUCUAUGACCCCGUCCAUUUGUUUGUGGUGGACCGGAUCCCGAGGAAGUGGGCCCCAAUUCCAGCUGUGCUCGCCACGUUUAUCGUCUCGGGGCUAGUGCAUGAGCUACUUUUGUACUACAUUAUUGAAAGAUUGAAGCCUAGCGGUGAAGCCAUGAUAUUCUUUUUAAUUCAUGGAGUCGCUUUGAGCGUUGAAAUUAUUAUCAAGAAAAUGUUCAAUGGCAAAAUUUUGGUUCCUAGGAUUAUUUCAGGUCCAUUAGCACUAGCAUUUAUUAUUUUCACAAGUUUUUGGUUCUUUUUACCUCCUUUUUUGAGGAGUAAUACAGAGUUUAAAUUAUGUACUGAAUAUAUUGCUUUCUUUAAAUUUAUUAGGUAUGGUCAAUUAAUUAGUCCUACCAAUAUCACAUGUUCAUUUCUGUAAGACUAUUUUUUU